Pundamilia nyererei is the source of this 1421-nucleotide messenger RNA. It is a transcript of the gene ilf2, whose product is annotated as interleukin enhancer binding factor 2. The record is from RefSeq and is a predicted model, not a curated record. Gene Ontology annotation, cellular component: catalytic step 2 spliceosome. The coding region runs from base 140 to 1231 and encodes 363 amino acids. The transcript has 14 exons. Lineage: Eukaryota; Metazoa; Chordata; Actinopteri; Cichliformes; Cichlidae. Gene Ontology annotation, biological process: positive regulation of DNA-templated transcription. Gene Ontology annotation, molecular function: DNA binding; double-stranded RNA binding.
GCAGUGUUGAGCUUAGUGUGCCGCCCAUUUAACAGAAGAAGCCGACGACUAACAGGCAGCAGCGAGGAGCCGGUCCACAGAGGGACGUUCAACAAUUCUCUGAGAUUUUCCACGCACAAUAAUCAAAACGUCGUACGCAAUGAGAGGAGACCGCGGCAGAGGCCGAGGCGGCCGCUUCGGGGCCCGCGGGGGACUGGUCCAGGGGUACCGGCCAUUUGUCCCACACAUCCCAUUCGACUUUUAUGUGUGUGAGAUGGCCUUCCCCAGAGUGAAGCCUGCACCUGAUGAGACGGCUUUCAGUGAGUGUCUGCUGAAAAGGAACCAGGACCUGAGCCCCACCCCUGCGGAGCAGUCUUCCAUCCUGUCCCUGGUCACAAAGAUCAACAAUGUGAUCGACAACCUGAUUGUUGCACCUGGCAACUUUGAAGUGGUGAGUCGAACAUGGUCAUUGUUCUUUACAGUGGAGGCUGUGGCUGCCCUCGGCAACAAAGUAGUGGAGACGCUUCGCACACAAGACCCUACUGAAGUGCUGUCCAUGUUGACCAAUGAGACUGGCUUCGAGAUCAGUUCAGCUGAUGCUACAGUGAAGAUCCUCAUCACCACGGUCCCUCCUAACCUGCGCAAACUGGACCCCGAGCUGCACUUGGACAUCAAGGUGCUGCAGAGUGCCCUCGCUGCCAUCCGUCACGCUCGCUGGUUUGAGGAGAACGCCUCUCAGUCAACAGUCAAAGUAUUGAUCCGCCUGCUGAAAGACUUGAGGCUGCGUUUCCCUGGAUUCGAACCCCUGACGCCCUGGAUCCUCGAUCUGCUGGGCCACUCUGCAGUGAUGAACAACCCCUCCAGGCAGCCUCUGUCUCUGAACGUGGCCUACAGGCGCUGCCUGCAGAUGCUGGCUGCUGGUCUCUUUCUGCCUGGCUCUGUGGGCAUCACUGACCCCUGUGAAAGUGGAAACUUCAGAGUGCACACAGUCAUGACUCUAGAACAGCAGGACAUGGUGUGCUUCACCGCUCAGACUCUGGUGAGGGUGCUGUCUCACGGAGGCUACAGGAAGAUCCUCGGUCUGGAGGGCGAUGCCAGCUACCUAGCAACAGAGAUGUCGACAUGGGACGGCGUGAUCGUGACUCCCUCAGAGAAAGCCUACGAGAAACCUCCGGAGAGGAAGGAGGAGGAAGACGAAGCUUUGGAGGAAGGAGGGGACGGAGAGGACGAGAGCAUGGAGACACAGGAGUGACGAAGAGUGAACGUGGGUAAUUUAUCGUCCCUUCAGCCUGACCACUCUGAAAGACCAGCAGCAGAGUUCGUACGACAGUCACUGGUCCCCUCGUGUCCCUGAUUUCUUUUUCUUUUUUUUAUAAAUGGUAAUGUUGGUUUUGUUUGUACUUCCUUUUUGUAACAGUUGACAUAAACUUAUUUCUAGUUUU